Molecule: messenger RNA, 717 nt
Organism: Limanda limanda (common dab)
Lineage: Eukaryota; Metazoa; Chordata; Actinopteri; Pleuronectiformes; Pleuronectidae
Gene: tcta
Product: T cell leukemia translocation altered
Exons: 3
Coding region: 129-434 (101 amino acids)
Source: RefSeq, a predicted model, not a curated record
ACUAUAGAUGGCUACCAGGUUAUCUAAUGCAAGUGAGCCCCAGCGACGAUUCUAGUCAUUGUAAAUAGCUACGGACACAAAGCCCGGUUGGUUGGUCUUAACCCAGGUUAGCUGGACAGCCGGACACGAUGGAGGAGCCGUGGGACUUUGAGUUCUUGUCCCGCAUCGCUGACAGCUGUCUGUCCUUCCUCACCGAGUUCGUGGACGACUGGCUCGCCAACGACAUGAGAGUUUGCAUAUUCAAGAUCUUACUCAGCUGGUUGAUCGUCAGUCUCAUCGCCAUUCACUUCGCCUGGAAAGUCUACGGGAACACGGUGAACGACAUGUAUUACCGACAAGGGACCGGACAGAACGGAGGGACCCCGGACACAGCCCCCCACCUGAGGGGAUGGGAAAGCAAAGCCAGGGAGACUCUGAAGACGCAUCGAGAUUAACGGGACAAUUGUUUUUGGACUUUAUACAAGUGAGACAUGGACAGUUAAAGCCCUUCAGAGACAUCCAUUGCACCCACACCUCUGAAGAACAUAAUCUUCAGUGCUCUCAAGAUGGACGCACCAUCUGGCGUCUGCCUGAAGAAACAUGUGACCAUGCAUACCAACAGUCUGACACUGAUAUGCACCAAACUGACUAUACAGUGCUGUAUGAUAUUUAUUUCAGUCUGCUAUCUCUGGUCAGUGAACAGAUUUUAUUCUGCAUAAAAGCUUGAUUUUCUUUCAA